Molecule: messenger RNA, 471 nt
Organism: Rosa rugosa (rugosa rose)
Lineage: Eukaryota; Viridiplantae; Streptophyta; Magnoliopsida; Rosales; Rosaceae
Exons: 1
Coding region: 79-330 (83 amino acids)
Source: RefSeq, a predicted model, not a curated record
UUGCUUAAAGAGAGAGAGAGAGAGAAUGAGUGAGUGGUAAGCAAUAUCAGUAGUGUAAACUUUGGGAGACGAAGAAAUAUGGGAGCGAUAACAAGCGCAGCGAUAGCCAUAGUGGCAGUGGUGCUCGGCUGGAUCACCAUCGAGAUUGCCUGCAAGCCUUGCCUCGAACAAGGCCGCCAAGCCAUCGAUCGCAAUCUCAAUCCCGAUUACGACCCCGACGACGCCGUUUCGUCCGACAUCCGCGCCCCUCUCAACCCCGCCGCCGUCACGAAUGUGGAGGUCCACGGCGACGAUGAUCCCAAGGCCGCUGUCUCUUCGAUCACCAAGUGAAGAGAUCCUCGUUGUGAGUUUGGUUUGAGAUUGAAAUGUAUUGGAAUCAAGAAGAAAUGUAGUUUGUGUUAUGAAUUAUAUUGUAUCUCCGUUUGUUGCAUUUGAAAAUUGAAAGUGAAGACAUAGAUGAGUUUUCCAUUA